This is a messenger RNA of Atta colombica, 961 nucleotides long. Its product is annotated as odorant receptor 4-like. The annotation marks the transcript as partial. Gene Ontology annotation, cellular component: plasma membrane. Gene Ontology annotation, biological process: detection of chemical stimulus involved in sensory perception of smell; sensory perception of smell. NCBI's taxonomy places the organism in Eukaryota, Metazoa, Arthropoda, Insecta, Hymenoptera, Formicidae. Gene Ontology annotation, molecular function: odorant binding; olfactory receptor activity. The transcript has 8 exons. The record is from RefSeq and is a predicted model, not a curated record.
AUGGCCCUUUCAAAAAAACAGACACAGGUACUCGCUUUAGUGACGUUACGUGGCGAUUUUGAUGCAAUUAUCGAGUGUAUGCCACCACUCAUAAUAGACUUCGUAUGCAUCACUAAGCUGGUGAAUUUAACGUGUAAUAUAGAGAAAAUCAAAAUACUUCUUAUACAUAUACAAAGAGAUUGGCGAUCAUGGACUAUCAAAAGUGAAUUCAAAAUUUUGCAUAAAUUUGCGGAGAGUGGAAGAACCAUUACCAUCGCCUAUGCCGGUGGUAUGUAUGCGUUUGGCAGCCUUUUUCCAUUUCUUGCAAUAAUUCCGAAAAUAAUCGGCAAAAACGUAACUUCUGAAUAUUCGACGCGGCCAGUGGGAUUUCCAUAUCAUGUGGAAUACUACGUAGAUCUCGAAAAGUACUACUAUCCUAUAUUGAUUCAUAAUUACUUAGCUACUGCCAUUCGUCUUACUACCCUAGUUGCUACCGAUACCCUCGUGACUAUUCUAGUGCAACAUUGUUGCGCACUGUUUUCAGUUGUGAGAUAUCGAUUAGAGUUUAUACGAAAGUCCAUCGAGCAAGAUAAGGAACUUGCUUUGCUCGAGGAAAAUGAUAAGUUUUACAAAAACUUCACAUAUUGCAUACAAAAACACAGAGACGUUUUACGAUUCGCGAGAGGCUUGGAUGCUAUUUAUACAAAAGCUUUUUUCUUCGAAGUCGGUUUAAUCAUAUUGGCGAUGAGUAUGUCAGCUCUACAGGCAACUAGUAGGACCAUCAACCCACAUCUUGCAAUCCGGCAUGCCUCGUACAUUACUGCUCAAUUACUGCAUUUAUAUAUCGUAUGCUGGUUAGGACAGCAAAUAAUCGAUCAUAGCGAUCGGGUGUAUACAUCGACUUAUCGAGGUGAAUGGUAUGAAUCAUCGCUCAAAUCCAAAAAGCUUUUGAAUAUGAUAAUGCUGAGAAGUACAUCACCUU